Vitrella brassicaformis is the source of this 967-nucleotide messenger RNA. Lineage: Eukaryota; Vitrellaceae. The record is from the annotation of a GenBank genome assembly.
CUCAGUCCAUGCCAUGCCAUUCCACCCACGAAUGCACCCACCCACAUACAGACCAAUCACUGCCCAAAGCACUCGUCCCAGAAGUCGCCCUCCAGCUUCACCAACUCAACAAACACCUGCCGCAUCUGCGCCUCCGCCGCUGUGCCGCUGCACUCCUUAGCGGUGCGGUCCACUUCGCCGUACAGCCACGAAACAAACGCGCGGAACCCAUCGUUGGAGUGGAGGCCGAUCCACUCGUGGAAGUAGAAGGGCAGUGAGGCGGGGGGCUUCUCUGUUGCUGCCAGCCGGACGCCCCACGAGUGGUACACCCACUCGGCGCAGAAGAGGGCCGCAAUCAUGGAGUGGUAGCCCUCGCCCUCGGCCCGCGCGAAGGCGUCGAGCAUCUUCUGCAUGGUGGGGCUGGGUGUGGCCUUGCCGGCCUCCGACUCGCUCGAGCCAAGGGCAGCGAAUGACCGCAGGAAGUAGUCGUCUGCACGGCACGACACAACAGAACACACGUGGCAGGCCAGCAUACACCACAGGUGGGUGUGCGUGAGGGUCCGUCGCUCUGGCAUGGCAUACUCUCUUCGGAUGUGAUGACUGCGAGGAAGGAGGAGAGCUUGGAGAUCUGCGGCAUGGCCGGCGCCGCAGCAAUGAUUCGCGCAAUGAGCCUUGCAAAGCUCUCCAGGAAGAUAUAGUCCUGCAGCGCACACAGCGCACAACGGAUGAUACGCACAAUGGCGCAGAUGGUGUGCUACCUGCAUCAGGUAGAUCUUAAACUUUUCCUGCGGCAGAGUGCCGCCCCCGAUGCCUUCGAUGAAUGGAUGGUGCGUCGCCCUCUUCCAGUCCGCCCCAGCCGCCCUCUCCAGCUCAGCAGCGCCAAAAUCAGCCAUCGCAACCAGCGUUUGGACGCUGUGCCAAAAGAUCUCUCAGCAGCGGCCGUCAAGCUCUUCUCUGCACCGCUUUCUCUCCGUUUCCCUGCCUGUCG